AUGCUUCUGUGGCUGCUGCUGCUGCUGCUGCUGCUGAUCCUAGCUCCUGGAAGAGAUCAGUCAGGGGUGGCUCCAAAGGCUGUACUUGUACUCAAUCCUCCAUGGUCCACAGCCUUCAAAGGAAGCAAAGUGUCUCUCACAUGCAGGGAAUUCCAUUCCCCAGACCAGGGAUAUACAUAUUGGUAUCAUAAUGGGAAUUUGUUGGAAGAAAAACAGAAAAUGAUCACAAUAAAAAAUUCUGGAGAUUACCAAUGCAAGACCCAAAGAUCCUCCCUCAGUGAUGCUGUGCAUGUGGAAUUUUCAUCUGAAUGGCUGAUCCUGAAGGCUUCAUAUCCUGUCUUUGAAGGAGAGAGUGUAGUUCUGAAAUGCCAAGGGAAAGAAGAAAAGAGCAUCACUAAAAAGGUUUAUUUCAAGAAUAAGAAACAGCUUCCUAAACAUAACUUAGACUCCAUCACACUGAAUUCAGUCUCCAGGGAUAAUAGCAAAUAUCAUUGCACUGCUUCUGGGGGAAAUUUCUUCAAAUCGUGGAUGGUAACUUCAAAACCUCUAAGCAUCCAAGUUCAAGAGCUAUUUCUGCAGCCCGUGCUGAGAGCCAGCUCCUUCCAGCCCAUGGAGGGGAGUCCCAUGACCCUGACCUGUGAAACCUGGCUCUCUCCAGAGAGGCCAAGCAUUCAGCUCCAGUUCCGCUUCUUCAGAGAGAGCCAGACCUUGGAAUCAGGCGGGAGCAGCUCCCCAGAGCUGACAAUCCCUGCCAUGGGGAGUGAAGACUCAGGGUCUUACUGGUGUGAGGCAGAGGCAGAGACUCACAGCGUCAUGAAAAGAAGCUUGAGAUUCCAGAUAAAUGUGCAGAGAGUUCCUGUGUCUGAUGUGAAACUAGAGAUCCAGUCCCCUGGAGGACAGUUGAUUGAAGGAGAAAAUCUGGUUCUUAUCUGCUCAGCAGCCAAAGGUACAGGAAUGAUCACAUUCUCCUGGCACAGAGAGGGAACACAAAGAAGCCUGGGUAGAAAGACCCAGCACUCUCUGUUGGCAGAGCUGCAAGUCUUCCCUGUAAAGGAGAGCGACUCAGGGAGAUACUACUGUGCAGCUGACAACAUUCAUGGUCCCAUCCUCAGCAAGCGGAUUAGAGUCACUGUGAGAAUUCCAGUGUCUCGCCCUAUCCUCACGCUCAGGGCUCCCAGGGCCCAGGCUGUGGUGGGGGAUGUGGUAGAGCUUCACUGUGAGGCCUUGAGAGGCUCCCCUCCAAUACUGUACUGGUUUUAUCAUGAGGAUGUCACCUUGGAAAACAGCACAGCCGCCUCUGGAGGAGGAGCAUCCUUCAACUUCUCUCUGACAACGGAACAUUCUGGAAACUACUUCUGCGAGGCUGACAAUGGCCUGGGGACCCAGCAAAGUCACAGAGUGAGUCUCAACAUCACAGUUCCAGUGUCUCGCCCCAUCCUCACCCUCAGGGUUCCUGGGGACCAGACUGUGGCAGGGGAUAUGGUGGAGUUUUACUGUGAGUCCCCAAAAGGCUCUCCACCAAUCCUGUACCGGUUUUAUCAUGAGGAUGUCAACUUGGGGAACAGCUCAUCCCUCACUGGAGGAGGAGUGUCCUUCAACCUCUCUCUGACCACAGAACAUUCUGGAAACUACUCCUGUGAGGCCAACAAUGGCCUGAGGGCCCAGCGCAGUGAGCUGGUGACACUCAAUGUUACAGAGACUUCUGGGAACAGAGUAGGCCUUAUCACUGCUGGAGUCAUCGGGGGACUGCUCUGCAUCCUUGGUCUUGUUGCUGCCGCUGCUGUGCUGGGUCACGUUCGGACCCAAAGGAAACUAGGAGGACUUUCUGCCGCUGGAACAUUUAGUAAGUAUCCGAAUCUUUCUUUGUCCAGACCUUCCAGUAUAGACCCUCAGGACUCCACCCACUCUGAGCCAGUAGCCCAAAUGGAGCUGCAGCCAGUGUACAGCAAUGUAAAUCCUGGAGAUAGCAACUCGGUUUAUUCCCAGAUCUGGAUCACGCAGCCUACGAAAGAAAAUUUGGCAAAUUCACCAAGGAUGCAUCGGGAGGAUAAGGAACUCUCAGUCUUGUAUUCAGAGCUGAAGAAGGCACACCGAGAUGACUCUGUCGGGCAGGCCAGCAGCAGAAACAGGGCCCACGAAGAUGCCGCAGAAAACUAUGAGAAUAUCCCAUGUGCAUCCUUGACCUCAGUCCACUAG
Messenger RNA from Carlito syrichta (Philippine tarsier), 2196 nucleotides. It is a transcript of the gene FCRL3, whose product is annotated as Fc receptor like 3. The transcript has 14 exons. NCBI's taxonomy places the organism in Eukaryota, Metazoa, Chordata, Mammalia, Primates, Tarsiidae. Bases 1 to 2196 code for a protein of 731 amino acids. Gene Ontology annotation, biological process: cell surface receptor signaling pathway. The record is from RefSeq and is a predicted model, not a curated record. Gene Ontology annotation, molecular function: transmembrane signaling receptor activity.